This is a messenger RNA of Misgurnus anguillicaudatus (oriental weatherfish), 1363 nucleotides long. The record is from RefSeq and is a predicted model, not a curated record. NCBI's taxonomy places the organism in Eukaryota, Metazoa, Chordata, Actinopteri, Cypriniformes, Cobitidae.
UUCAUCUCAUUCACUGUAGACCACAACACAACACCUGACGAACAAAAUGUUUCUCAUGUUUGUUUAUCUCUCUUUGUGUUUCAGCAGUCUGAUGGGUGUGUUUGGUGAUGAAGUGAAGUCAGUAUCAGUGAUGGACGGAGAUUCUCUUACUCUAUCCAGUAAUCUUAGUGAGAUACAGAGCAAAGAUGUGAUCGAGUGGAGAUUUGGACUUCAACAGAUUCGUAUAGCUGAGGUCAAUAAAGAGGCCAAUAAAAUCACAAUAUAUGAUAAAGUUCUUGAUGGGAGAUUCAGAGACAGACUGCAGUUAAAUGAUCAGACUGGAGAUCUCACCAUCACAAACAUCACAACCACAGACUCUGGACUUUAUCAAAUAAACAUCAGAAGCAAAAGAAAGAGCUCUUACAGAUUCAAUAUUAUUGUCAAUGCUCAUCUGCAUGUUCCUGUCAUCUAUAGUAACUGUCCACAAAACUCUUCAUCGGCCUCACAAAGAGUGUUGUUAUUGUGUUCAGUGUUGAAUAUGAGAGAUGUGAGUUUGUCCUGGUAUAAAGGAAACAGUUUAUUGUCCAUCAUCAGUGUGUCUGAUCUCAACAUCAGACUCUCUCUACCUCUGGAGGUUGAAUAUCAGGAUAACAACACAUACAGAUGUGUACUUAACAAUACCAUCACAAACCAAACUCAACAUCUCAACAUCACUCAUCUCUGUCAGCCAUGUCUCACUGGAGAUAACAUAAUUCUGAUCUCUCGAAUUGUGUUUGCUGUUGUUCCUGGAAUUGUGAUGAUUGUAGUUGCAGUUCUGUUAUUCUGCAUCUACAGGAAACACAGAAAAACACAUCAACAAGUUCAGACCAAUGAAGAGUAGAGUUAAGCAGAUGCUACAUUCAAUAGAAGACAAAUGCAUAAUGCGGUCUUAGCAGUCAGAAGUCCUUAGAAAUCCCUCCACAGAAGAAGUCUGCUAUGUCAAAGCUAUUUGGACAUUUUUUUCACCUGACAAGACAAAAGUUGCAUGAGAGCAUGUUACUAAACUUGCAAAACAACACCUUGUAACGUCCAAAGUGAGAGAGCAAGAGCGAGCGAGCGAGCUCUCUCUCUCUUGUUUUGACAUUGUUUUUGCCGCAGACCCUGACUUGCAAAUGAAAAUGUUAACAAACGAAUCUUCUUGCAAAAAAACUUGAAGAAAAAUAUAUAAUAGAAUACAGCAUAGAAUAAAAAAGUGACCAAGUGUUCUAAGCUAUUUUAUGUACAUAAUUUAAUAAGCUAAAAUGUUAAGUUACAGUAAAAACUGCUUAGUUUCUGUAUUUGUAAAGAACCCUGUUGUGAUCAAAAUGUUAGUUGUUUGUAACCCAAUAAAUUUUUAUUCUUUGAA